UGCUGUCAGGCUACACCUAGUGUAAUCGUGGCUGUGUAUUGAGCAAGUACGCCAGCUAACGUUUAUAGUUUAUAACCAUAAACUACAAACAAAGAAGUCUCCCCAGCAAAUCGAGAAAACAAAGACAAGCACAUACGCAAGAUGGCGCGUGUGUUGCCCGUUUUAGGCUUAAUAGUGCUGUGCUGUGCUUUGGCUGCCAGCCAAGAUUCCAAUGACAAACUCGAAGGAGUUGAUGUCGAAGAGGUUUGUAAUGACAGACCCGGAGAUGAGUAUUUCCGUUUAGACGCCGAAGCCGAUUGCCGUGAAGUAUACAGAUGUGAUAGCGCCGGUGAAAAUGGAGCUCCACGUUUAGCCUCUAUAAAAUGUGCCGGCGGUUUGGCAUUUGAUAUAACAAGACAAACAUGUGAUUGGAAAACAAAUGUUAAAAACUGCGAUGAAACUGAGAAGCCUCGCAAGGCCAAACCCAUUUUCAAAACCGAUGAGCCCAUUUGCCCCGAAGGCAAAUUGUCUUGCGGUGAUGGCGAAUGUUUGGACAAAGAGCUUUUCUGUAACGGCAAGCCCGAUUGUAAGGAUGAAUCCGAUGAAAAUGCAUGCUCUGUUGAUGACGAUCCAAACCGCGCUCCGGAAUGCGACCCCACCCAGUGUGCCUUGCCUGAUUGCUUCUGCUCAGCUGAUGGCACUCGCAUCCCUGGUGGCAUUGAACCCCAACAAGUACCCCAAAUGAUCACCAUUACCUUCAAUGGUGCCGUCAAUGUGGACAACAUUGAUUUGUAUGAGGAAGUCUUUAACGGCAACCGCCAGAACCCCAAUGGCUGCUCCAUCAAGGGUACCUUCUUCGUUUCCCACAAAUACACCAACUAUUCCGCUGUUCAAGAUUUGCAUCGCAAGGGCCACGAAAUUUCCGUCUUCUCUUUGACCCAUAAAGAUGAUCCCAACUACUGGACCUCUGGCACCUAUGACGAUUGGUUGGCUGAGAUGGCCGGUGCCCGUUUGAUCAUUGAACGUUUCGCCAACAUCACCGAUGGCUCCAUCAUUGGUAUGCGUGCUCCUUACUUGCGUGUCGGUGGCAACAAACAAUUCGAAAUGAUGUCCGAUCAAUUCUUUGUCUAUGAUGCCUCCAUUACCGCCUCUUUGGGCCGUGUGCCCAUCUGGCCCUACACCUUGUACUUCCGCAUGCCCCACAAGUGCAAUGGCAACGCCCACAACUGCCCCUCUCGCAGCCACCCCGUCUGGGAAAUGGUCAUGAACGAAUUGGAUCGUCGUGAUGACCCAACCUUCGACGAGUCUUUGCCCGGUUGUCAUAUGGUGGACUCCUGCUCCAACAUUGCCAGCGGCGAUCAAUUCGGUAGACUUCUGCGUCACAACUUCAACCGUCACUACAAUAGCAACCGUGCUCCUUUGGGCCUCCACUUCCACGCCUCCUGGUUGAAAUCCAAGAAGGAAUACAAGGAUGAAUUGAUUAAAUUCAUUGAAGAAAUGUUGGGUCGCAACGAUGUCUUCUUCGUCACCAACUUGCAGGUCAUCCAAUGGAUGCAAAAUCCCGUCGAAUUGAACGCCUUGCGCGACUUCCAAGAAUGGAAGGAGAAAUGUGACGUCAAGGGUCAGCCCUACUGCUCGCUACCCAACGCCUGCCCCUUGACCACCCGCGAAUUGCCCGGUGAGACAUUGCGUCUAUUCACCUGCAUGGAGUGCCCCAACAACUACCCCUGGAUCUUGGAUCCCACUGGUGAUGGAUUCUCAGUCUAAGUCGCCUGACAUCCGAGGGGAGCUAAUUUAUAUAAUUUUUAAGUUUUUGUUAGGAUUCUGUUUUCUUUGUGGAGACUUUGCUUCUACAAGAGUUUCUGCAAAAAUCUUUAAAUUCUAAAAACCAAGCAGAGAAUUACGUUACUGAAGUAGUUCUUACUAGAGUCUGAUUAAAAAAAAAAACAAAACAAAUCAUAUAUGAAACCAAUUCUCAAAUGUACGCUAGAAGAUGAUACUCCAUCUUAAUCUUCGGAGUCUAGACCUAAAACCUAAAAACAAAACAAAUACUCAUCUGUCACUAUUUCUACAAACUGUAGUUUUGUAUUUCUCAAACCUAUUCUUCAACUGUCUUUCUUUCUCUCUCUCUCUCUCUC
Molecule: messenger RNA, 2117 nt
Organism: Stomoxys calcitrans (stable fly)
Lineage: Eukaryota; Metazoa; Arthropoda; Insecta; Diptera; Muscidae
Gene: verm
Product: chitin deacetylase 1
Exons: 6
Coding region: 142-1746 (534 amino acids)
Biological process (GO): carbohydrate metabolic process
Cellular component (GO): extracellular region
Molecular function (GO): chitin binding; protein binding
Source: RefSeq, a predicted model, not a curated record